AUGAGUACCCCAGCUUCUGGUGCCGGUACCGAGGAUGCCGCUGAUCGCAAUGUUGAGAUGUGGAAGAUCAAGAAGCUUAUCAAAAGCUUGGAACUUGCAAGGGGUAAUGGAACAUCUAUGAUCUCUCUGAUUAUUCCUCCUCGUGAUCAGAUUGCCCGAGUACAGAAAAUGCUUGCUGAUGAAUAUGGAACAGCUUCUAACAUCAAAUCUCGUGUCAACAGAUUGUCAGUUCUGGGAGCCAUUACAUCAGUACAGGGACGUUUAAAGUUAUACAAUAAAGUUCCUCCAAAUGGUCUUGUUAUUUAUUGUGGUACCAUCGUAACUGAGGAAGGAAAAGAAAAGAAAGUUAACAUUGAUUUUGAGCCUUUCAAACCUAUCAACACUUCAUUAUAUCUCUGUGAUAAUAAAUUCCACACUGAAGCUUUACAAGGAUUAUUGGCUGAUGAUAACAAGUUUGGUUUCAUCAUUAUGGAUGGUAACGGAUGCUUGUUCGGUACUUUACAAGGAAACACUAGGGAAGUUCUUCACAAAUUCACUGUCGAUUUGCCUAAGAAGCACGGUAGAGGAGGUCAGUCUGCUCUUCGUUUCGCCCGUCUUAGAAUGGAAAAAAGACACAACUAUGUGAGAAAAGUAGCUGAAUGUGCAGUUGAAAUGUUCAUCAAGAACGAUAAGGUUACUGUCGCUGGUUUGAUUCUGGCUGGUAGUGCGGAUUUCAAGACAGAGUUGGGACAAUCUGAUAUGUUCGAUCAAAGGUUGCAAGCCAAAAUGAUCAAAACUGUAGAUAUCUCAUACGGAGGAGAAAACGGAUUCAACCAGGCUAUUGAAUUAUCCGCAGACGCUUUGGCUAACGUUAAGUUCAUCCAAGAGAAGAAACUUAUUGGAGGUUAUUUCGAUGAAAUUAGUCAGGAUACCGGUAAAUAUGUGUUCGGUGUUCGAGAUACUCUUCAAGGCCUUGAAAUGGGAGCAGUUGAAACUCUCAUCUGUUGGGAAAAUUUGGAUAUCGUACGUUAUAAGCUUGUGAACGCUAAUGGAGAAGAGAAAGUAGUCAACCUUAGAUUGGAUGAAGAGAAAGACAAAUCCCACUUCACUGACAAGGAAACUGGACAAGAUUUGGAAAUUAUUGAAACUAUGCCCUUAUUAGAAUGGUUCGCCAACAACUACAAGACCUUCGGAGCUACUCUUGAAAUCGUCACUGACAAAUCUCAGGAGGGAGCCCAAUUUGUCCGAGGUUUCGGAGGAAUCGGAGGUCUGCUCCGUUAUAGAGUAGACAUAGCAGCUAUUGAUCUGGCUGACGAGCUCGAUGACAUCGACCUCGAUGACUAUUGA
Molecule: messenger RNA, 1326 nt
Organism: Auanema sp. JU1783
Lineage: Eukaryota; Metazoa; Nematoda; Chromadorea; Rhabditida; Rhabditidae
Source: the annotation of a GenBank genome assembly